Myxocyprinus asiaticus (Chinese sucker) is the source of this 297-nucleotide messenger RNA. Lineage: Eukaryota; Metazoa; Chordata; Actinopteri; Cypriniformes; Catostomidae. The record is from the annotation of a RefSeq genome assembly.
AUGACUCCAGUACACUUCAGCUUCAGUUCAGCAUUCGUAUUAGGGCUAAUAGGACUAGCAUUUCACCGAACCCACCUAUUGUCUGCCCUAUUAUGCCUUGAGGGUAUAAUGCUAUCAUUAUUUAUUGCACUGGCCCUAUGGGCCUUACAGUUCGAAUCAACAGGAUUUUCCGCCGCACCAAUACUCCUGCUAGCGUUUUCCGCUUGUGAGGCUAGUGCAGGACUCGCACUUCUAGUUGCCACGGCUCGAACUCAUGGAACCGACCGCCUCCAAAACCUUAAUCUCCUACAAUGCUAA